AUGGCUAGUGAAGAUUACACCAGUGUGGAUGAAGAAUCUUUACAAGAGAAAGCAAUAGAUGAUUGGCUUCCAAUCACUUCUUCAAGAACUGCAAAAUGGUGGUUUUCAGCUUUCCACAACGUCACCGCCAUAGUCGGGGCUGGAGUCCUCGCCCUCCCUUACGCUAUGGCUCAACUCGGAUGGGGGCCUGGAGUGACAGUGUUGGUUGUGUCGUGGAUCGUGACGCUCUACUCGCUGUGGCAAAUGGUGGAAAUGCAUGAAAUGGUUCCUGGGAGGCGGUUCGACAGGUACCAUGAGUUGGGACAGUAUGCUUUCGGACAAAAGCUUGGGGUGUGGAUCGUGGUACCAGCACAGCUAACAGUUCUAGUCGGAUUGAACACGGUUUACCUCAUCACAGGCGGCCAAUCCCUCGCCAAAUUUCAUGAUUUGGUUUGCACAGAUUGCCACAGAAUCAGCACUACUUACUUCAUACUCAUCUUUGCUUCUGUUCACUUUGUGCUCUCCCAACUCCCCAGCUUAAACUCAAUCUCCGGCGUCUCUCUUGCUGCCGCUGUUAUGUCCAUAAGUUACUCGACCGUUGCAUGGGCUGCUUCAGUUGAUAAAGGCGUUCAACCGGCCGUGGAAUAUGGAUAUAAGUCGAAUACAACAAGUGGUACCGUCUUCAACUUCUUCAAUGCAAUGGGGACCAUUGCCUUCGCCUAUGGCGGCCACAACGUGAUCAUGGAGAUCCAAGCGACUAUGCCUUCCACUCCACAUAGGCCUUCCAAGAAGCCUAUGUGGAAGGGAGCUGUGGUUGCUUAUGUCAUCGUCGCACUUUGCUAUUUUCCUGUUGCUACAAUUGGAUACUGGAAAUUUGGCAAUGCAGUCGAUGAAAACAUCCUCAUCACACUCCACAGGCCGAGAUGGCUCAUCGCCAUGGCUAACAUGUUUGUCGUGGUUCAUCUCAUAGGAGGCUACCAGAUUUAUGCAAUGCCGGUUUUCGACAUGAUAGAAGCUGCGCUGGUGAAGAAACGCAAGUUCAAACCGAGUUGGUAUCUGCGAUUUUUCUCCAGGAAUCUAUAUGUUGCGUUGACAACGUUUCUUGCUGUGACGUUCCCUUUCUUCAACGCGCUUCUUGGAUUUUUCGGAGGAUUUGGAUUCGCGCCAACGACAUAUUUUCUUCCUUGCGUGAUGUGGCUAGUUGUUCACAAGCCGAAAGUGUUCAGCAUGUCUUGGUUCGCUAAUUGGUUUUGCAUAACACUUGGUGUUGCUUUAAUGGUUGUUGGACCAAUUGGAGGGCUACGAGAGAUUAUACUUAAAAACCAAAAUCAGUUUCUACAAAUCAUGAACCUUUUUUUAUCACUGUAUGUUUCUUUCAAGUUUGCCACAUUUCUAAUUUGUCGCCGCCCCUGUACGGACGAUGUUUGUGACCAGAAAGCUCAUCCUUCUAAAUAA
This is a messenger RNA of Salvia splendens (bonfire salvia), 1434 nucleotides long. Its product is annotated as lysine histidine transporter 1. The coding region runs from base 1 to 1434 and encodes 477 amino acids. The record is from RefSeq and is a predicted model, not a curated record. Lineage: Eukaryota; Viridiplantae; Streptophyta; Magnoliopsida; Lamiales; Lamiaceae. The transcript is spliced from 7 exons.